Messenger RNA from Pogona vitticeps (central bearded dragon), 3099 nucleotides. Lineage: Eukaryota; Metazoa; Chordata; Lepidosauria; Squamata; Agamidae. The record is from RefSeq and is a predicted model, not a curated record.
AUGGCGGCUGUCCACCUUGCUUGGUGGCUCAAUGUCCAAUGUUCUUCCUCUCUUCCAGGUGUUUUGCUAGACAUUCAGCAGCAUUUUGGAGUGAAGGACAGCGGGGCAGGCUUGCUUCAAACAGUUUUCAUCUGUAGCUUUAUGGUGGCAGCGCCCAUCUUUGGCUACCUCGGAGACCGUUUCAACCGGAAGAUCAUCCUCAGCUGCGGCAUCUUCUUCUGGUCAGCCAUCACGUUCUCCAGCUCCUUUAUCACCGAACAGUAUUUCUGGCUGUUUGUCCUUUCGCGAGGGUUGGUUGGCAUCGGAGAAGCCAGUUACUCCACCAUCGCGCCCACCAUCAUCGGAGACCUUUUCACCAAAAACACCCGGACCCUCAUGCUCUCUGUCUUCUAUUUUGCCAUCCCUCUGGGCAGUGGCUUAGGAUACAUCACCGGUUCAAGUGUGAAGCAAGUAGCUGGCGACUGGCACUGGGCUUUACGAGUUUCGCCCCUUUUAGGCAUGAUCACUGGGACGCUCAUCUUAAUUUUUGUUCCGGCGGCAAAGAGAGGCAACGCCGAACAGCUGGGGGCGCAGCUGAAAGCCCGGACCUCGUGGCUGAGAGACAUGAAGGCCUUGAUCAGAAACCGCAGCUACGUUUUCUCCUCUCUGGCUACCUCAGCCGUCUCCUUUGCCACAGGAGCUCUGGGCAUGUGGAUCCCCCUCUACCUCCACCGGGCGCAGGUGGUGCAGAAAACAGCCGAAACCUGCACGGCGCAACCCUGUGGGACCAAGGACAGCUUGAUCUUCGGGGCCAUCACCUGUUUCACCGGAUUCCUGGGCGUGAUCACCGGGGCCGGAGCGACCAAGUGGUGCCGGUUGAAAACGCAGCGGGCGGAUCCGCUGGUGUGCGCCGUCGGGAUGCUGGGCUCCGCCAUCUUCACCUGCCUCAUCUUCGUGGCGGCCAAGAGCAGCAUUGUGGGCGCUUAUGUCUGCAUUUUUAUCGGGGAAACUCUUCUGUUUUCCAACUGGGCCAUCACCGCUGAUAUCCUUAUGUAUGUAGUUAUUCCGACGCGACGUGCGACGGCUGUAGCUUUGCAGAGCUUCACGUCACAUCUCCUGGGAGAUGCCGGGAGCCCGUAUCUCAUUGGCUUUAUCUCAGACGUGAUACGCCAGAGCACAAAGGAGUCGGCGCUCUGGGAAUUCCUCAGCUUGGGCUACGCGCUUAUGCUGUGUCCGUUCGUGGUAGUCCUGGGGGGCAUGUUUUUCCUGGCGACGGCUCUUUUCUUCCUCAGCGACCGGGCUAAAGCGGAGCAGCAGGUCAAUCAACUCAUGAUGCCUCCAGCCUCCGUGAAAGUCUAAGGAGCUGUCCCCAUCUCGGGCCAUGAAGAAGACCUUUUGUGAACCCUGGCUUCCCUGAAACGCCCAGACAAGCACUUAUAAUCGGAGAAUUCUCCCCCGGUUCCACUCUCUCUGCGCUCAAGGCAAAGUAGGAGGGAGAAGAGCAGCGGGUGACCAUCCUCGGACCGGUCAGGAUGUCUUCAGACCAAGAUGGAGGUCUGCUCUUGUAGGUCGUCCUCACGCUCCUGAUCUAGAAGGACCCUUCGGAGUGGGUGCUACUUCUUCCCUACUUCUCCUGGCAGACAUCAACUGGACAACUGUGCAUUGGUGUUCACUUCCGGUGAAGAAAAUCCUCACUUUGGCCCAUCAGCCAGGUGCUCGCUCCUGAUUUGACUCACUGCUGCUUUUGGUGAUGGUCUCAUCUCCGGCCAGAUGCCUUGUCCCGGCCAGACAAGCGAACCUUGCGGCUUCUAGUUGCCCAACCUAGAUGCAUUUAUUAUUAUUUAAAUCGCCCCGUGGGUUCUUCGCCUUUGUUUUUCUGCAGAAGGGCGAGGAAGCUGGCCUAGAUGGAUGGCGUACGUUUUUUAUAAUUUAAGGGUGUUGUUUGCACUAGCUGGAGCUACCUCAGACCCACCGUCAGGUUUGCUCUCGGACCGGCGUAACUCGGGCGCUUUCAUUUUCCAUAAGGAAUUCUGGGAAUUCCAAGUUAUCUGGAGAGGGAGGGGUAGGGAGAAAAAGGCCGCUCAAAAUGAAGAUUCAGACUGCUCUCGUGUGACAUUUACCCACCCGUGGGUGUCAUCCAGGACAGAGAAGUGGUUGGCAAGAGGUUUUUUUUUUCAAAGGUGGCCCCCUCCAUGCGAAGGAAUUUUGAACAGCGCUCUUUUUUUCACAUCCAUGCGAAGCAGAGAAGAUGGGCUUUAUAUUCAGUUCUCAUGCUACUGUUCUGCUACUGCUAUAGAAGUUGGUGGCCGCCAUUUUGAAAAGAAGGGUGUCCAUUCCCUUUGGAGAAUGCAAAAGGGGGAACUCUGUCCACUCGGUCUGGAUCUCCUCUAACAUCACGUCUCCGGUCUCUGUGGUGUGUGUGUGAGAGAGAGAGAGACAGAGGGGGGGGCUUUCCAAAAGAACUGUUGGCCCAACCAACUCUGGUGCUUUUUCGUUGCAUCGAACGGCAUUGCUGAUGUUUUCCGCCCAGAUGUAGCCAGACGGUCUCCCUCCACUCACGCCCGCCAGAUUCCUAUUGGGUGUCCCCCAGAGCAGCUAAUUGGCGAUGUGACUGGGCACCCAUUGGGUUGUACAAUUGGACCCGUGGACCUGUUGGGGCCAUAGAUCUUACGUGAAUGCCAGAAGGAUUCUGGCCACUUAGUGGCAGAAUCCACAUGGAACCAAGAUGUCUGUGGUCGGGGCUCUGAAGCAUUCACACCUGACCAGCAGAUAAUUGGGAUUCUCUUCCCAAUUAGACCCCUUGGUCAGUAGGAUCUGCAUCAUUGUGGGCUCACCCUUCAAUAAGGGACUCAGGUAGGGCUGCUGGACAGAUUUUAGUAGCCAAACGGCAGGUACAGGUUAAAAAAAAUGUUCCCCCUUCCAAAUCUUUUCCCCAAUACAUUUGAUUUUUUAAAAAAUCCCCUUAUAUGCAGGUUAAGCUUCCUAGGGCCUCUGCUGGACCACAGCUGCUCAUCAGGACCAUGGCUGAGGUCAAAAACUGACAAUCCCAGUCCAUGGUGCCCCCCCCCGUGAUGCGAUAAAGCCCUAUUAAGGCCCACCUCCCUCUCUUCGUUAACCAAC